This is a messenger RNA of Cyanistes caeruleus (blue tit), 2723 nucleotides long. It is a transcript of the gene TOP3B, whose product is annotated as DNA topoisomerase III beta. NCBI's taxonomy places the organism in Eukaryota, Metazoa, Chordata, Aves, Passeriformes, Paridae. Gene Ontology annotation, cellular component: nucleus. Gene Ontology annotation, biological process: DNA recombination; DNA repair; DNA topological change. The record is from RefSeq and is a predicted model, not a curated record. Gene Ontology annotation, molecular function: DNA binding; DNA topoisomerase type I (single strand cut, ATP-independent) activity.
AUGGUGGCGGAGAAGCCGUCCCUGGCGCAGUCCAUCGCCAAGAUCCUCUCGAGAGGGAACAUGUCCUCUCGCAAGGGACUCAACGGUGCGUGCUCUGUGCACGAGUACACCGGGUCCUUCAUAGGACAGAGUGCCCACUUCAAGAUGACAUCGGUGUGUGGUCACGUCAUGACUUUGGAUUUCAUAGGAAAAUAUAACAGCUGGGACAAAGUAGAUCCAGCAGAACUUUUUAGCAAAGCUCCCACAGAAAAGAAAGAAGCUAAUCCCAAGCUGACCAUGGUGAAGUUUUUACAGGUGGAGGGAAGAGGCUGUGAUUGUAUUGUCUUGUGGUUGGAUUGUGAUAAAGAAGGAGAAAACAUCUGUUUUGAAGUUCUUGAUGCUGUUCUUCCUGUCAUGAACAAACCUCGUGGCACGGAGAGGACGAUUUACAGAGCUAAAUUCAGUUCCAUCACCGACACAGACAUCUGCAAUGCCAUGAAUCACUUGGGAGAGCCCAAUCGCAAUGAAGCUCUGUCCGUGGAUGCCCGCCAGGAGCUGGAUCUGAGGAUUGGCUGUGCCUUCACAAGGUUCCAGACUAAAUAUUUUCAGGGGAAAUAUGGGAAUUUAGACAGCUCCCUCAUCUCCUUUGGGCCAUGUCAGACCCCAACACUUGGAUUCUGUGUUGAGAGGCAUGACAAAAUCCAGUCAUUUAAGCCCGAGACUUACUGGGUGUUGCAAGCCAAAGUGAACCCUGAAAAAGAAAGUUCUCUCACUUUGGAUUGGGACAGAGUGAGGGUGUUUGAUCGUGAGGUUGCUCAAAUGUUCCUGAAUAUAACAAAGAUGGCAAAAGAAGCAAAGGUAGAAUCUGUGAGUAAAAAAGAGAAGGUGAAGCAGAGACCACUGGCUCUGAACACAGUUGAAAUGCUCCGAGUAGCCAGUGCUGCUUUAGGAAUGGGUCCCCAACAUGCCAUGCAAAUAGCAGAGCGUCUUUACACUCAAGGUUAUAUCAGCUACCCUCGAACAGAAACUACCCAUUAUCCAGAAAACUUUGACCUGAAAGGAUGUUUGAGACAACAAGCCAAUAAUCCUUACUGGGCAGAAACUGUAAAAUCAUUGCUAUCAGAAGGCAUCAAUCGUCCAAGGAAAGGCCAUGAUGCAGGAGACCAUCCUCCCAUCACCCCAAUGAGAGCUGCAACAGAAGCAGAAUUAGGUGGGGACGGGUGGCGACUGUACGAGUACAUAACUCGGCACUUCAUUGCCACCGUCAGUGCUGACUGCAAGUACCUACAGACCACCAUUUCCUUCAGUAUUGGUCCUGAAAGAUUCACCUGUGUUGGAAAGGUGGUAACCUCACCAGGGUUCACAGAAAUUAUGCCGUGGCACAGCAUCCCAUUAGAAGAGAGUCUUCCCCACUGUGAGAAAGGAGAUCUUUUUCCAAUUGGUGAAAUAAAGUUGCUGGAAAAGCAAACCAGCCCUCCUGAUUACCUGACAGAAGCAGAACUGAUCACUCUCAUGGAAAAACAUGGCAUUGACUUAUCAGAACUACAAAGGAACAUCAGAGUUACUGGAGAGAGAGAAGUUAUGCACUGGAAGUUGGGUGACAGUAAGAAGGGUGGAUAUAUUGUUUUCCUUUGUGUGUCAGGAACUGAUGCCAGUAUUCCAGUCCACAUUAACAACAUUUGCCAGCGAAACUAUGUCACAGUGGAGAGUGGUCGAAGACUAAAGCCUACAAACCUUGGCAUUGUUCUGGUUCAUGGUUAUUAUAAAAUAGAUGCAGAGUUGGUUCUCCCUACAAUCCGCAGUGCUGUAGAGAAGCAACUCAACUUAAUAGCUCUGGGUAAAGCAAAUUAUCAUCAGGUCCUGGAGCACACCCUUGACAUUUUCAAAAGGAAAUUUCACUAUUUUGUGGAUUCUAUUGCAGGUAUGGAUGAACUGAUGGAAGUGUCUUUUUCACCCUUGGCUGCCACAGGCAAACCCCUUUCCCGCUGUGGUAAAUGCCAUCGUUUCAUGAAGUAUAUUCAGGCCAAGCCAAGUCGCCUGCAUUGCUCUCACUGUGAUGACACCUACAGUCUCCCCCAGAACGGUACCAUUAAACUCUACAAGGAGUUGCGUUGUCCCCUGGAUGACUUUGAGCUGGUGCUGUGGUCAUCUGGAUCCAGAGGAAAGAGCUAUCCACUGUGUCCAUACUGUUACAACCAUCCUCCAUUCAGGGACAUGAAGAAAGGAAUGGGCUGUAAUGAGUGCACCCACCCCACGUGCCAGCAUUCUCUUAGUAUGCUUGGAAUUGGGCAGUGUGUGGAGUGUGAGAAUGGGGUUCUGGUUCUGGACUCAACGUCGGGUCCCAAGUGGAAGAUGGCCUGCAACAAAUGCAACGUGAUCGUGCACUUCUUCGAGAACGCCCACAAGGUCCGGGUGUCACCCGAAACCUGCGACUUGUGUGAGGCGGCGCUCGUGGACGUGGAUUUUAACAAAGCCAAAUCUCCCUUACCUGGCGAUGAGACCCAGCAUUCAGGCUGUGUGUUCUGUGACCCCGUGUUUCAGGAUCUGGUGGAGCUGAAACACGCGGCCAUGAGGCACCCCAUGCACCGUGGGGGACAAGGGAAGAGGCAAGGCCGGGGAAGGGGCAAAGGCCGGAGACCUGGUGGAAGACUCAACCCAAAGAAACCCAAGGACAAAAUGGCAGCUCUGGCUGCUUACUUUGUAUAAUGGCCACACAACAGGAAAAUAAACUUCUUAUAAAAAUG